AUGGCGGUCAAGAUCGGCAUCAACGGAUUUGGGCGAAUCGGUCGCAUGGUCUUCCAGGCCAUCUGCGACCAGGGACUUUUGGGCUCCAAGCUUGAUGUCGUCGGCGUGGUCGAUAUGUCCACCGAUGCAGAGUACUUUGCCUACCAGAUGAAGUACGACACGGUGCACGGCCAGUUCAAGCACGACGUGAAGGUCGGUGAGAAGGACGAGCUGAUCGUGAACGGCAACAAGAUCAAGUGCAUCCAGGCCAGCCGCGAGGGCCCCAAGGCCCUGCCUUGGAAGGACAUGGGCGUCAAGUACGUCAUCGAGUCCACCGGCCUCUUUGUGGAGUACGAGAAGGCCGCAGGCCACAUUGAGGCAGGCGCCGAGAAGGUCAUCAUCUCCGCUCCCGGCAAAGGCAACCUGAAGACGCUGGUCAUGGGCGUGAACCACACCGAGUACGACAAGGCCAACCACCACGUGGUGAGCAACGCCUCCUGCACCACGAACUGCCUCGCCCCGAUCUGCCACGUGCUCCUCAAGGAGGGCGUCGGCAUCGAGAAGGGACUGAUGACCACCAUCCAUGCCUACACCGCCACUCAGAAGACCGUCGAUGGCGUGUCUGCCAAGGAUUGGCGAGGAGGUCGUGCGGCCGCAUGCAACAUCAUUCCUUCCGCGACCGGGGCCGCCAAGGCUGUGGGCGAGGUGCUGCCCGUCACCAAGGGCAAGCUCACAGGUAUGGCUUUCCGAGUGCCCACGCCAGACGUCUCCGUGGUGGACCUCACCUUCACCGCUGAGAAGGACACGUCGAUCGAGGAGAUCGACAAGCUCCUGAAGGCAGCCACCGAGAGCUACAUGAAGGGCGUGCUGUCCUACACAGACGAGGAGUUGGUGUCCAUGGACUUCGUUCAUAACAAGAACUCUUCCAUCUACGACUCCAAGGCCACCCUGCAGAACAACCUCCCGGGCGAGAAGCGAUUCUUCAAGGUCGUGUCCUGGUACGACAACGAGUGGGGCUACUCCAACAGGGUUGUGGACCUUCUCAGUGCUCGCAACCCUCUGGACUCUAGACCAUCCGCGAACUUGUGUCCCAUUGUCGACAUUGCAAUGGCGGUCAAGAUCGGCAUCAACGGAUUUGGGCGAAUCGGUCGCAUGGUCUUCCAGGCCAUCUGCGACCAGGGACUUUUGGGCUCCAAGCUUGAUGUCGUCGGCGUGGUCGAUAUGUCCACCGAUGCAGAGUACUUUGCCUACCAGAUGAAGUACGACACGGUGCACGGCCAGUUCAAGCACGACGUGAAGGUCGGUGAGAAGGACGAGCUGAUCGUGAACGGCAACAAGAUCAAGUGCAUCCAGGCCAGCCGCGAGGGCCCCAAGGCCCUGCCUUGGAAGGACAUGGGCGUCAAGUACGUCAUCGAGUCCACCGGCCUCUUUGUGGAGUACGAGAAGGCCGCAGGCCACAUUGAGGCAGGCGCCGAGAAGGUCAUCAUCUCCGCCCCCGGCAAAGGCAACCUGAAGACGCUGGUCAUGGGCGUGAACCACACCGAGUACGACAAGGCCAACCACCACGUGGUGAGCAACGCCUCCUGCACCACGAACUGCCUGGCCCCGAUCUGCCACGUGCUCCUCAAGGAGGGCGUCGGCAUCGAGAAGGGACUGAUGACCACCAUCCAUGCCUACACCGCCACUCAGAAGACCGUCGAUGGCGUGUCUGCCAAGGAUUGGCGAGGAGGUCGUGCGGCCGCAUGCAACAUCAUUCCUUCCGCGACCGGGGCCGCCAAGGCUGUGGGCGAGGUGCUGCCCGUCACCAAGGGCAAGCUCACAGGUAUGGCUUUCCGAGUGCCCACGCCAGACGUCUCCGUGGUGGACCUCACCUUCACCGCUGAGAAGGACACGUCGAUCGAGGAGAUCGACAAGCUCCUGAAGGCAGCCACCGAGAGCUACAUGAAGGGCGUGCUGUCCUACACGGAUGAGGAGUUGGUGUCCAUGGACUUCGUUCACAACAAGAACUCUUCCAUCUACGACUCCAAGGCCACCCUGCAGAACAACCUCCCGGGCGAGAAGCGAUUCUUCAAGGUCGUGUCCUGGUACGACAACGAGUGGGGCUACUCCAACAGGGUUGUGGACCUUCUGACGCACAUGAUCAACGCGUAG
This is a messenger RNA of Symbiodinium natans, 2130 nucleotides long. Lineage: Eukaryota; Dinophyceae; Suessiales; Symbiodiniaceae. The record is from the annotation of a GenBank genome assembly.